AUGUUGAGAGAACAUUUGGCUCUGGCCUUGGAAGAUAAGCAGAAAGUUCAAGACAAAAUUGUGCAAUUGGAGUCUGAUCUAGAUCAGUCACAUUCAAGGACCUUGGAGCUAGAACGAGAAGUAAAAGUCGUUAGGAAGAAAAUUAGUGAACAAGAGGAGCUUGCAGUCAAGAACGAACAGAGGUGCCUGGUGCUCGAAUACCAAAUCCAAGUAUCUGAUUCAAAAGCAAAAAAGGAAGGAAAAAGGGUGGAGGGGCUUGAGCAGAUAGCAAAAACUCUAGAGCAAAAGAGAAAUGAACUUGAAGAACAUUGCAGCUCAAUGAAAACAAAGUAUGUUGAGGUGGAAGAAGAGUGCUGGCAAUAUUCCAGCAAGACGUCUGAAGUUUCUGCAGAACUGGAUGUUUCUUUAGCAAAAAUACUCAACUUGGAAGUUUCUUUGAAAAAUGCAAAAGAAAAGGAGAUGGAGUUAAUGGAAAAUCGAAGGGAGCUUGUGGAGGAAAGAAGUAAGCUUUUAGAUACGAUGGGUCAUCUUACACAUACAACGAAUGCUUACAAGUAUAUUUAUAAAUCAGGGAUUAGCUGCUUGACUAACAAUUAG
Nymphaea colorata (pocket water lily) is the source of this 597-nucleotide messenger RNA. RefSeq lists its product as uncharacterized. The coding region runs from base 1 to 597 and encodes 198 amino acids. The transcript has a single exon. The record is from RefSeq and is a predicted model, not a curated record. NCBI's taxonomy places the organism in Eukaryota, Viridiplantae, Streptophyta, Magnoliopsida, Nymphaeales, Nymphaeaceae.